Nasonia vitripennis (jewel wasp) is the source of this 6323-nucleotide messenger RNA. It is a transcript of the gene lap, whose product is annotated as phosphatidylinositol-binding clathrin assembly protein LAP. The record is from RefSeq and is a predicted model, not a curated record. Gene Ontology annotation, biological process: synaptic vesicle budding from presynaptic endocytic zone membrane; clathrin-dependent endocytosis; clathrin coat assembly. Gene Ontology annotation, molecular function: 1-phosphatidylinositol binding; clathrin heavy chain binding; phosphatidylinositol-4,5-bisphosphate binding. Lineage: Eukaryota; Metazoa; Arthropoda; Insecta; Hymenoptera; Pteromalidae. Gene Ontology annotation, cellular component: clathrin-coated pit; clathrin-coated vesicle; synaptic vesicle. The transcript has 20 exons. The coding region runs from base 725 to 3373 and encodes 882 amino acids.
AGUUUACUCGGAAGAGGAGAGUGAGAGGGGCACAGAAAACCGGGCGCCGCCAUCUUGCUCCGCGGAUACAACACACACAUACACGGAGAUCCGCGAGUCUAUAUAGAAUACACCCGUCGUCUUUGGCCUUUGCCGGGCAACCCGAGGUCAGCAACAGCUUCCAUCGAUCGCGCAGUCACACCCCGCGGUUCUAACCUCAAACUCGGAAAGAGAGCAUUAUAUCGACGGAACCCCGGCUGGGCAUACGUGGGCAGCAGCAGCAGCUAUCUCUGCGUCAAAAGCCGCGCACACGUACAGUCCAUAAACACGCAGAGGCAGCGAGUACGUCGAGUCGAGUCGAGGAGAAAGAGAGAGGGAGCUUGCGCAGGCUCGGUGCGGCAGCGGGCGAUCGAAGCGAGCAGUGGGUGUCAGGCAGUCGAGCCGCCGCUGAGAAAGAGAGGGCCAGUGCUCCAGUAGCAGUCACCCGGAGGAGAGGAUUGUAGUGCGAGCGACGACGCCGACGCCGAGGACGACGACGACGACGACGACAUAGAGGCGCGCCGCCUCUUCCGUCGUGUGUGCCCUUCGUCGCGCGUGUCUAUCCGCAGUGCUCGCACUCUGCGUACCUGCUGCUUCUCUCGCCGCUGCAGUGUGAUCGAGAAUCGCGCGAGUGCAGCCGCCCUCGUACAAGAGUAGUCGUGAGGAAGAAGAGCAGUAGUAACAGAAAGGCGCAAUCAUAGGCAGUAUGGCGGGACAGACGAUAAACGACAGAUUGCUGGCCGCGAGGCACAGCCUCGCCGGCCAGGGCCUUGCCAAGUCCGUCUGCAAGGCCACCACCGAGGAGAUGAUCGGACCUAAGAAGAAGCACUUGGACUACCUCGUCCACUGUACGAACGAGCCAAAUGUGUCGAUUCCACAGCUGGCGAACCUGCUGAUCGAGCGAUCGCAAAACACAAACUGGACGGUAGUGUUCAAAGCUCUAAUCACAGUGCAUCACAUGAUGUGUUACGGGAACGAGAGGUUUACGCAGUACCUCGCUUCCAGCAACAGUACGUUUCAGCUCAGUAAUUUCCUCGACAAAAGCGGCGUACAAGUGGGCGCAGCAGGAGCACGCGUGGGGUACGACAUGUCGCCAUUCAUCAGGAGGUACGCGAAAUACUUAAACGAGAAGGCUCUUUCGUACAGGACUGUCGCUUUUGAUUUCUGCAAGGUUAAACGAGGGAAGGAGGAUGGAACACUGCGCACAAUGAACGCAGAGAAGCUGCUGAAGACGCUGCCGGUGCUGCAGGCCCAGCUCGACUCGCUCCUCGAGUUUGACUGCUCGGCCAACGAUCUCACGAACGGAGUCAUUAACAUGGCUUUUAUGCUCCUCUUCCGAGAUCUCAUUCGGCUCUUCGCCUGCUACAACGACGGCAUCAUUAAUCUCUUAGAAAAAUACUUCGAUAUGAAUAAGAAGCAGUGCCGGGACGCCUUGGACUUGUAUAAAAAAUUCCUCAUAAGGAUGGAUAGAGUAGGGGAAUUCCUGAAAGUUGCGGAGAACGUAGGCAUAGACAAAGGUGACAUUCCAGAUCUCACUAAGGCUCCAAGCAGUUUGCUCGACGCAUUAGAGCAGCAUCUUGCCUCGCUAGAGGGAAGGAAAGGCUCGGCGGCCAACACGCCGACUCAAUCGGCCAGCAGCAAUCGAACGAAUGUAAAGUCGGGAGUGUCCGCCCUAUCUUCCACCAGCACUGCCUUCGGGACAGCGGCGAGCAAUCAGCGGCUUGAACAGACUGGCAACGGGCACAUCGACGAGGCGCUCAGGCAGCAGGCGCUUGCCGAGGAGGAGGCCGUCAUGAAUCAGUACAAGCAGGCUAAAGUUCAAUCUCCGACUGGUGGUCCAAGUACAAAUCCAUUCCUCAGCUCUCCAACCAACAAUGCUAGCCAGCCUAUUGUCGAUCUGUUCGGUGGAGCGCCAGCAACAGAUGGUCAAAAAGCAUCGGACGAUCUUUUGCAACUGGCAGGCAAUCCAUUCGCAGAUAUGUUCGGUGCACCCGCGCAACCUGCUGCGCCGGUACAGCCGGCUCCGGUACAGAAUAAUAUGUGGAUGACCAAUGGUAAUGGUUUCAGCGUGGCACCACCAGCAACUAAUAACUUUGUUACAGAUAAUAACUUCUCAUCUGUCUUUGGCAAUCAGGACCAGCAGGCGGCUGCUGUCCCAGGAGCCGACAUACCGAAUCCCUUCGCCUCCGAUUUCCCAUCCUCGGCUCCCCAAGCCACGGCUGGCUUCGACCAGCAGCAGCAAGCAGCGGCAGCGGCACAGUAUCAGCAACCAGGUGCGGAUAGCCAAACGCAGCCCGGCGCAUCUGGAGACCUGUUCAGUGCCAGCAGUGGUCAGACGGCAGACUUAUUUGGGGCCGACGCGGCAGUGGCACGUGCCCCGGGCGAGGCCGGUGCCGGCGGAUUUCUCGGCGACCAGCAGCAGGCCAACGCGCUCGGCAAGUCCACUGCCACGCCGCCACCCAGACCGCCGCCUCCCACUGCCGGGGGCACGCCGCGCUCGGCCUCGCCGGCCCAGCCCAACAAGAGCGCCUUCGACGAUCUCAACGACAGCAUUAGGAUGGCACUGGGCGGGUCUCCCUCACGUCCGGCUCCUUUGGCUGCUCAGCAGCAGCAACAGCAGCAGCAGCAAGCUCAGCAGAUGCAACAGCAGCAGGGAUUCGCGGUCUUUGAUAUGGGGCAGCAGCCGAUGAUGCCCCAGGGCGGACCGAUGAUCGGCUACGGGGUCGCUCCCUCCCAAGCCCAACUUCCCAUGGGAUACGGAUCCCCGGCUAAGCAGCCGAUGGCAGAUUUUGACGAUUUGGCUGCUAUCCUUAUACCCUUCAGCAGUGUACCUGUAGCUAGUAACAUUUCAGCAGCUGGACAGCCAGUUAACGCCGCGUCCGCGGCUGCAGCCCCCGGCAAGGUGCUCACUGGUGACCUUGACAGCAGUCUCGCCAGUCUAGCCCAGAAUCUCAGCAUCAACAAGAGCGCUCAACAGCAAGUCAAAGGCAUGCAAUGGAAUUCUCCGAAGAAUACUGCGAAAUCCGGUGGAACGACUGGGUGGACGCCUCAGCCAAUGGCAGCCACAACGGGUGCUGGUUAUCGUCCUAUGGGCCAAGGAAUGACGCAACUUCCCGCGGCCACCACUAUGGGCUUCCCUCCCCAGCCUACGCCGCUGGGUAUGCAAAGUAUGUCAAUGGGCAUGCAGGGUAUGCAGGGCGUGAGACCUAUGAUGGGGGCGCCUGGCGCGAUGAUGCCCGGCGCGCCGCAGGCCGGACAGCCGGUAAUGCCCGGAGCACCGAUACAGCAGCAGCCGCAGCCCCAGCAGCCACCCCAAGGCAACCAAGUGCAGCUUGAUCCCUUCGGUGCACUCUGAGCUGGCUAGGAAUUCAAUUGGAAGUAAGGAUGGGACGAAGCACCAAUUUUUGUAAAUACUGUGUAAUAAUGCCUAUAUUACCGAGAUGUGUAACGCCCUGGCUUCUUUUACUUUCCUCCGUCUAUUUUCGCUUCUCGGACUUUCGCUCACCCGUAGCGCGACGAAACAAGAGCAUGUAUACAAAGAACCAUACUUCUCUUUCGUUACCGGAUCAGCGAGAAACUGCGUGAAGGACUGCUGGAGAAUAAAACGCCGGGCCGAGAUAACUUCGAGGCUUUUCACGAGCAUCGGCAACGAACAUCACACGGCUUUAUUUGAGCAGCGUAUACGAGAAAUGAAAAAUGUUACAUGGUCCUUAUAUGUCUACAAAGGUUACUAUAAUAGAUGACGGCUGAUAAUUAGUUUUUCUUUGCCGAAGAAAAAAUUAUGAUGCUAGGAACGCAAUUAAUUGUGUUUGAAUUGUACAUUUGCUUUAUUAUUACUUUUUUCAUUUAUUUUUAUCAAUAUUAUUAUUAAUAGGUAUAUAAUAUUAUCAAUAUUAUUAUAUCAUUGCGAUUUAUUAAUAAUAUUAUUGUCAUGAUGAUUAUUAUUGUAUGCGAUCGACGGGUGAGAGAGACGCGUUUACCGAGAUAUUCUUUGUUGAAGUAUUAAAUAUAAUGUAAUAUCUAAAGUGUUAGCGUAUGAAUAAGAGCGAAGGCGCAUAUGAAUAAACAAUUGAAAGGUCGACCAAGUUCUACGGCGACAAUGACGUUAAAAAAAUAUAAAAAACAAUUAUUGUGUGGUUUCCGUCUCCUCGUUAACCGUUCUAUCAUUGUACUGUUUAAAUAUAUCUUAAUUAGGUAGUUAAUUACAUCACGUAAACGAGUAUAUAAGAGAAACACACUGAUACUCUUAUGUAUGUGUAUAAAUAUGAUAUAUUUUAAUGAUUCCGAACUAUCAUCGUCGUACCCAAAGAGCGAAACGUUCUCCCAUGUCAUCAAUAAACUAGAAACCAUACGUGAUUCCAAAUUUAUUUGUAUUUGGUUUUUCGUGUCGUGUUGUAGUAAUACUUUGCUACACUGCUUUCAAUCCGUUUGUCUUACUAGAAUUUAUUUAUUGUUUUUUUUUUUUGUAUUUUAAACAAAUACGCUUGAUUUAUCUGCAAGCUUUGUGCAUGUAGAGCACUGUUGUUACAAUAAACAUGGCAUAUUUUGUGAUUUGGCAAAAUAUAGCUUCAAAAGUGGUACAUUGUGUUUCUAUUAAUGAUUUAGAUUAUAUAUUACGAAAACAAAAAAUAAAUCAUGAAAAGUUUGUGAUAUUUUAAAUGAAUAAUUUUGUCUUUAAACGCGGAGAAAAGUAGUAGUCCUUGAAAGGAAUUCGUAGUUCUAUCUAAUGAUUAUUUAACAUGAUGCAUCAUUGUUUUCUCAGAGUGCGACGUUAAACAAUCACGAAGUUAAAUUAUGUUAAUUUAAGUUGAAUUGGCUCUGGGAAUUCGCAAUAUUCUUCUUUCGUCGUGUGUAUUGUUUUAUUUUCUUUUUCAAAAAAACAAAAAUCUAUACGUACUAUAGUAACAUUGUUGAAAAAUGUUUGUGUGUAGCAUGCUAGUGUCAUCGUAUGUUUGUGUUAUUUUCGUUGGAUCGACUAAAGCAUCGUAGAAAUUCAUGACUCGAAAACGAUAGUUUUAUUUGAAACAGAGUAAUUGUAUCAAUACCUUAUUUAUUAAAAAAGAAGAACUCCGAUUUUAGGACGAAUACCUAUAUCUAUGCUUUAUAAAUAGCUUUGUAAAAUAUUUAAUUCAAAUAAUUUAUUAUGUAUGCAAAUAUUUUUAAUCCGUUUUGAAAUAACAAAAAUAUCGACAUUCGGGAAUAAAGGACAUCGCUUAUGGUCAAUGCCUAAUAACAAAAUGAAAAAUCAGUGUACGAAAUUGACCUGACUGUGGAGUGCAAUUCGAGUAUAUAAUGCGUAUAUGUAUAUGGAUGCAACUUGCGAGCAUUUAAAAAGUGAAACUUUUACGAAGUAUAUACAUAUUUAUUAAAAUUUGAUUUUCGUAUUCAUCAUGUAUAUUAUUUUUUAUUCUUUUUUUUUAUCAUCUAUUAUCUUGUAACAUGCAAUAAUUUUUCGCACCUGCACGGAGUUACUGUAAUAAACAAAAAGUGGGUGGAAAAAAAAAAAUAUAUAUAUAUAAAUGCGAGAAAGAGAGUAAGAGUGGCGUCGUUGGGAAAGCGUAGAGUUCCUUAGCAGAAACAAAUAGAACGUGGCUGUACGUGGGACUGUACUGUAAAUUUUAAAUAUAUAAAUAUAUAUAUACAUAAAAUAUAGCUUAAAAUCAUGGAGUUAUCAGUUAGGUAUGACAUGUUUUAGCGUACCUAAGAGAAGCAGGCACAAACAUUUCAAUAAGACGGUGUGUAUGUAUAUAUAUAUAUAUAUAUAUAUAUCGUCCAUUUUGAAACUGACACUUUUAUUAUGUAGUCAUCAUUAAAUUAUUAUUUUGAUUUCUAUUAUUAAUCAUUGUUUUUCUGAGAAUUUAUAUUACAGCUCACGCAAGGUAAAUCGUUUUGUAUUAUCUACGAAGAAUUUAUCGUUCCGUUUGAAGAAUCGAAAAAUUGAGCAUGAAAUUUUUCAGUUAGUUGAUCUGUAAAAGUGUCGAUAAUAUUUUGUAUACAGUUAUGUUUAUUUGUACAAAUAUGUUACUUUUUUAUUAUCAUUUCCGUAGCUGCUACUCUAUUGUGUACCCAUUUAUAUUAGAGAAAUUUCGAUUUUCUAAGCAUGUACAGGUGAAGAUGUGAACAUAUUUUUUGUAAAACUGAGGAAAAUUUUCUAAUUGAAUUCUACAUGCAUGAAAUAUUGUCAUAUAUGAUAUCAAGACAAAUAACAAAAUUUUCCUUAGUGAUCCGAUCGUUUAUGUAGAGUAAUCACUAUGCAACAUCGAAGAUAUGAUUAUGUAAAUAAAUAAAAAGCAAAAGUAAAUUUA